This is a messenger RNA of Seminavis robusta, 903 nucleotides long. NCBI's taxonomy places the organism in Eukaryota, Bacillariophyta, Bacillariophyceae, Naviculales, Naviculaceae. The record is from the annotation of a GenBank genome assembly.
AUGUUCCCCGGCACGACAGCUGCCGACACACCAGGACGUCCGCUUUCCAUGCUACCGAAAAUAAUGGGAGCCAUGCUAGAAAAAACCACCGACCGGGAGUACAAUGCCAUGCAUCAUUCGCCCAAGGAGAAGAACCACAAAGACGAAUGGGAUCUAGAUAGAGAAGUGCUGCGCCUGGAUUCUCUGGGGAACUAUGUUCUCGUCAGCAUAUUGGCGGCAACAUCGUCCCGAGCUUCUCUGGACAACAACAACUGGGAAGAUCAUGCCGUCGCUUCCGGCUCGUUUCUGGAAAUCCUGCACACCACGCAAAUGUUGGUGUCCACCAUGUCCAUCUUUGCUGGCAUUUACGCCACCAUCAUGUUUUCGUUGUGCAUUCUCUACGGCAAGACGGCCCUGGGGAUGCAACGUGAUCGCGUUUACGACUAUCUUUUGGGUAAGACGUACAACGUUCGAGUACGGGCCUUUCAAGCAUUCCUCUCGUGCCUGUUUCUGUUUAUUGUGGAGAAUGGUCUCAUUGCCAUGGAGCGAGUCCCAGAAGAAAUCCGUCCUGUUGUGGGAGUUGCCUCAUUGGCGUUCAUUGCCUUUACGUCGUGGGAAGCGCACCAUAUCAUUUCGUAUGCCUCCUUGAUCUUUCGACCAGAGAAGGGUAGCACUACGUCCAGACGAGACGAUACUCAGGGGGCGGACUUGGAGGAGAUUGCAAGUGAGGAUGAGACCACCGCGAGGAUCAAGUCAGAGGAAGCAGCAGCAGAUGAGGUAGUCAUCUUUCAAGACGGCCGUCCUCUUCAGGAAGGCUCGGAAGUUGCAGAGUGCCACCAUUGUGCUCUCAAUGGUGCUCUCCACGGUGCUCGAAGCGGGAGCAAUGGACAUCCCUCUAUCAGAUCGCCCCCUUUGAAACCGUAG